Molecule: messenger RNA, 1210 nt
Organism: Erigeron canadensis
Lineage: Eukaryota; Viridiplantae; Streptophyta; Magnoliopsida; Asterales; Asteraceae
Product: ribonuclease 2-like
Exons: 9
Coding region: 222-995 (257 amino acids)
Biological process (GO): RNA catabolic process
Cellular component (GO): extracellular region
Molecular function (GO): RNA binding; ribonuclease T2 activity
Source: RefSeq, a predicted model, not a curated record
CGUUACGUAUACAAACAGAAUCUUCAUUUGAUCUCAUCAGAAUAAACCAAACCCCCCUAUUCAAUUUUUUAUAUCAAUAAAAUAAUAAUUCUAAUUUCUUUAUUCCAUAAAUCAGUUUCACGUUUACUGUUAUAUAUAUAACGACUAUAUAUACAUAUACAUACAUCCAUCCAUCUAUAUCUUGAGUUGAUUUUCUUCUUGAGUUACAAUCUAUAAGCACAAUGACGUCACAUCCAAUCGCCACAGUCCUGGCACUAAUUCUGAUGGCCGGAGCUUUCAACGCCGGCGAAGUCACCGGAGACGGAGUGGUGUCGACAGUUGCUGAGCAAAGAGAAUUUGAUUACUUUGCAUUGGCUGUUCAAUGGGGACCAACUUACUGUUCACAAUCUACUAAAUGUUGUGCUCAAAGUGGUUGUUGCAGAGGGGAAAAUAAUCCAGCGGUAUUCACAAUCCAUGGACUAUGGCCAGACUACAAUGAUGGUACAUGGCCAUCAUGUUGUUCAGGUUAUGCGUUCAAUGAAAAUGAGAUAUCGACAUUGCAAGGUGUUUUGGACAAGUAUUGGCCGACACUAAGUUGCAGUAAAUCAUCAACAUGCCAUGGGAAAAAAGGACUCUUUUGGGCUCAUGAGUGGGAAAAACAUGGUACAUGUGCUGCUCCAGUAACGGGAGAUGAAUAUAACUAUUUUCUGACAACCAUCAAUUUGUAUUUUACGUAUAAUAUCACGGAAGUCAUUUUUGAAGCUGGAUAUGUACCUUCAAAUUCAGAGAAGUAUCCAUCAGGCGGAAUAAUCUCCGCCCUUGAAAAUGCUUUCCACUCAACCCCACAAAUAAUCUGCUCAAAAGGUGCUUUGGAGGAAGUCCGUAUAUGUUUCACCAAGGAUUUCAAGUUUAGAGACUGUGUAGGAGCAAGUGAUUGUCCCGAUUAUGUCAGCUUACCGGAGACGGAUGUCACGAGGGGUGCAGGUCUAUCUGCUUUUGGCCAUGAAUCCUCCUAAGUUGUUCACCUGCAUUUCAUUUCAAAACCUUACAUUUGUACCUCUAUUUUAUAGUUACAGAAUACCAUUUACAUUGAUAAGUCAAGCAGCUCUAAAGUGACACUAGCUAACUUCACCAUCUAACUUCAACCAACGGUGAAGCUUCAUUCUUAUUUGUAAAAUUCAUAGUUUGGAUCUUCUAUUUUUCUUUAUCUUACCUCCAUUAAAGUGCUGAA